AUGUGCCUGGGGAUGUUGCGCGCGGACGAGUGGAAGCCUUCGACGAAGAUACAGUCGGUACUAGAGUUUGCGAGACAGCUGCUUUCUGAGCCCAUGCCGGAUGAUGCGGUGGAGGGGCGGAUUGCGGAACAGUUCAAUAAUGAUCGGAAGGCGUAUGAGCAGACGGCCAAGGAGUGGACGAAGAAGUAUGCAAAGGAGAGUAAGAAGUUGUUUUGGUGA
This is a messenger RNA of Uncinocarpus reesii 1704, 219 nucleotides long. RefSeq lists its product as uncharacterized. Bases 1 to 219 code for a protein of 72 amino acids. Lineage: Eukaryota; Fungi; Ascomycota; Eurotiomycetes; Onygenales; Onygenaceae. The record is from RefSeq and is a predicted model, not a curated record. The transcript has a single exon.